Molecule: messenger RNA, 828 nt
Organism: Lathyrus sativus (Indian pea)
Lineage: Eukaryota; Viridiplantae; Streptophyta; Magnoliopsida; Fabales; Fabaceae
Source: the annotation of a GenBank genome assembly
AUGUCAUUAUCAUCUCCUCAAGUUGAAUCUAUAAUCGAAUUCACACCUAUUUCUCAACAUGAUCAUGAUCAUGGUCAAACGUUGAAUAAUAACAAUGAUCACAAUCACAUUCGUGUCAAUAAUAAUAUUAAUCGUCCCAUAGUAAUCGAGCCUAUUGAGAAACCUUUUGAUUGGGAACUUUUAGUGAUAAUAUUGCGUUUGGCCUUAGUUGGAACAUUAAUCGUCGGAGUUUCCUUACGCGAAACAAAAGUCAACAAACCAAAAACAAUUCCAAAUCCACCAAGAAUCUUCAUCAACAAGCUUGACAUUCCUGAAAUCAAAAUCAUUGAUGGUGAAUUAUCGGCUAUAUGGGAAAUAACAUUAACCAUAUCCAAUGUUAUGAACGCGACGAUAAACAUAGGAAGACUCGACACUACGUUAUGUUACAAGGAAGAUGAUACAUUGGCAUGGAAAACUCCUAUAUUGCGAAAAUAUGAUGUAAAUAGCCCGAUUUUCUCUUUGAUCGGGAAUGAUGCGAAGAAGGUGCAUUUUAAAUUGAAUACAACAGGUUGGGAAAAAGAUCAAGCUGUUGUGGAUGAUAGUGUGAUUCAAUCUAUAGCACAAGAUAUGCAAAAAGGUAAUACUAGGUUUAGUUUGCAUAUGUUGGUUUUGGGAGAAGUUGAAUCUAGUGAUGGGUGGGUUUUACCUUUUGGUAUGUUCCCAAUAUGCAAAACUUUGGGAGUUAAAUUUGAAAGGGAUGAUCACAAAGGUGAGACAGGCACAAUGAUUGAUUCCAAUCCUAUAGAGUGUUUAGGUAUUGUUGAAUGGGAAGAAGAAAGAAUGGGAUGA